UCGAAUAGCAGGAACUAUUAAACCGCACAGCUGAAUUAUUGUCUUGGUAUAAGGCAAUAGCACGUGUUUUAAUAGCUACUCAUAAUCUCCUGUCGGCGGUAACUAACAAUUGCUUAAUUACUUAGGUUGCAUCCCGCCAAGUUUCCAGCACGCGGCCAUCGUCUGAGAGGCCGUCGUUAUCUCCGCGCUCCCCAGGUUCUCUCAACUAUAACAAACCACUUCCGUCUCCGCCUCCUCCGGGCACAAUAGACAAAGUCGAUGGCAGACCUCCCAAACCAGUGCUGAAGCUCAAACGCAUAAUGGCUUCAUUAACUGAAAUCGAAAUAGAGAAACUCUUCUCCGGGGCUCCGCAAUUCUUCGCUCGGUCUCAGGGUCACGGCUCCGGAGCCCCGCAUCCAUCCGUGGCUUUCCCCUGGAAUGACGAGUUGGGCAUCAGAGACCUCGCUGACCAUGUUCAAAUCAGCGACGAUGCCUGGGGUUGCAUUACUGCAGGGCCGCGUAUUAUUCAUCGCGACCCCGCGUCUGUGACAUCGCCAUCUGCUAGGAAACGUCCUCACUUUAAUGCAAGGUGUCAGGAACGGCCGAGCAUGCUUAGCAUGCAAGGUCUAGAGAAGGGCACGAUCGGUUACCAAGCUGCCUUGGAGAUUUCUGUCGCUGACGCCUUGCAGGAGGAGCAAUAUGGCUUCGACAGCCUGGGUUCUAAGGGUCGCGUGAUCGUAGAACAGCGCCAGAAACUCAUAACGUCAAAGGACGGCUUGCGCCAUUUGGACGAUACGACCAUCAUGGAACAGCUGAUGAAAAAUGAGGAGAGGUACCAGGCGGAGAGAAGUGGGGUUCGGAUGAAAUCACAGGAGUUUUACAGCGAGUUAUUCAGUAAAAUUCUCUAUCCGCCAACGAGAGUCUUGGACCCCAAGGACCCUUACAGUCAUGCUGUACAGAUCUCUGCCUUGGUGAAAGUGUUGGGUGCACCAAACGCCUGGAUCGAUUUCUCCCGUGUCGAAUGGAGAGUUCGCCUCGGUCAAAUUUUGUGGGCCUUCCCCAUGGACGACGAGAUUUUUGACGGAAUUUCGAUAAAUGAGGGGAAGGAUGCUCAGGAUCGAAGCGAGGAGCGAUAUUGGCUAUUACUCCAAAUUCUUCUCGCUUGCGAACUUCUAAUCCGGUUAGAUGCUAUCACCGAUGGUGACGAGUUUGGAUUAGGUGAGAAUCUCAAGGCAUCUGAGGUCCAUAGGUUCGAAAAGGAGGCAAACAUCUCCGUCAAAUGGUCAUUAGUCCUUGCUCGAGCAUGGCUCGAAAACAUAAACGUCACAAAAACAAACAUGGCUCACUCUGAGCCAUCUACGCCCAAAGGCUGGCUAUCGUCAUUGACGAGCAAGAUGAAUCACAAGCAUGAACACAUGUAUGGUGCGCAUCAUGUUGAUCAUAGCCAAUAUCGCCACAACGCUCAAUCUGACUAUGCUUACGCAAUUCAGGGCAGAUACACCGAGAGACAAGUUUAUGGACUAAUACAUUUCGCACGCAAGCUGCGCUGGCCAGAGAUACAGUUCUCCGGACCGAAAGUUGCUGAGAAGGCUAUCGCGUUAGGUAAAGGAACAUCUAUCACGGCACCUCCUGUUUCGUUUGAUUCGCGGCGCUCUUCAUAUUUCUCUAGUGCCAAAUCAUCUAUUCCUAACAGGAGGCAGCCAUCCAGGAGACGGAAGAUCGAGGCAGCUUUGCACGCAUCUGGCUGGUUUUCAAAGUCAUAUGUAUCCGGUCUAAUGUUACCUGGAGAUAUGUUGUCUCAUUAUCUUAUGUCGGCUUUACUCGAAGUUGAUGAAAACGCUUUGCCGAGGCUUGGCCCGAGGGCUAGUCUAUGUGGUGGAUUUGUCUAUAGCGGGAAGAGUUUCUGGAGCACGUCUUGCGUUGUGGGUCGCGUCUUGGCCGCCGGGCAAGGCGCUGCAGAGUGCAUGGGUUGGAUAUCGAGUGAUGUGAUUCCACAUGGGCUUGAUGAGGGUUGGGUUAAUGUUACCGUUGAUACUAUACCAGCCGAUAUUGCUCGAACUGGGAGGAAAGCUCGAAUCUACGGGAAAGCUACGAUAGAACGAGAGUCUGAUGUUCUAGGCGAUGCUGAGCCUUCCAAUGUGCUGCCAGCAGAUUUCAUUAUUCCAUAUGAAAACGCAUAUGCGAAGCCGCCACCUUCAAACAUCAGAAUAGAGCUUAAAUCGUUGAAUUUAUACGCCUCGAUAGAUAGCGUAAGCACGACGCCCACAACAGAUAAGGGCUUCCAUCCAUUUUCCGAACCCAGCAAGGAGAAGGAGCCAGAAAUCCGUACAUAUCCUGCUUCUACGACGUUUACGAUCUCUCACGAUUCACUUGACCAAGACGAAUACCAUAAUUUUGCGCUUACUAAUGAUGUUAAUUUUGUCACGGCGCAUCCUUGUGUCGCUUCUAGUUAUGUUAAAUAUUUUAAAUCGCCCACUAGCCCUACCAUUCAGCAAAUCGACGUCGGCGGCCACGAUAGUAAUGGGAAGUCCUCCAGCCCUGCACAUAUCACAGGUCACCCACUUCAUAGAUAUUACAAUUAUACCGCGAUCCACCUCGUGGAUCUCAUUAACCAAACCUCCAGCAGCCUAGACGAUUUACUGAGCAAGCCCGCACUGCACACCCAUACACGGAGCCCAUCUCAGUCCUCCAUCUCAAACAGGGUUCCCCGCUUCCUCGUCAUCGACUGCGUCACGGGCUUCGCUCCACCGCAGUCCCCCGACAUGCCCUCCCUGUCGCGCAUGUCCUCGCUCUCGUCCUCGUUCGGCAUGGAACCUACCGCGGUCCCGCCGAUCCGCAUGCCCGGCUCCCUGGAUCUCGAAAGAAGGCCCAGCACCGCCGCGUCAUCCCGCAGCAGGGUCGAGCGUAUCGACCCCCCGAGCCCGUCCCCCUCCUCGCGAAUGAAGCUCGGAACUCGUAGGAGGCAGUUCGGCUCCGACCUCGAGAUCCUCGUCCGUGCCCUCUGCGCUGAGAGGGGCUGGAACGCGGUUAUCAGUCGUCGCAGGAGAGGAUGUCUGGCUUGUGCGAUCCGCGAGGCGGGGGCUUUGGGGUGGAAGGUUGUUGUUAGGGUUGCGUGAAUACGAAUGGGCAAGUACUUCAAGGUUGCUUUCGUAUUGAAAUAAAAAAAGGAGUGGUGAAGUGGGCGGGUUUAAAAUUGCUGCAUCAUGGGAAAAAAUCACGAAAAGCUACCUACCUAUUAGGUAUUUGAGAAAACAGGACACGGAUUAUGAGAACGAUUGGACGGAUAUGUAUGACGAUUGGCGCGUGUAUAUACUGCUGCUUUUGUAGUGGCGUCUUGUGAGAUACCCAGCUCCUUAAGCUAUUAAUUGAGAGGGGCUUUUCCCUUGAUGGUUCUUUUUUUGAGGGGGGUGGUUGUGAGGUGCGGCGUUUUACUGAAUUGGAUGGGUUCUGGCGUUGUUCUAGGCGGAGGUUGUGGGCUUGGGUUAGUUGAUUACAGUGCUGAAAUUAGGCGUGUUAGGGGGUCGAGAGGGUCGCUAUACUAUGCCUACCUAAAUUACAGCCUCAAGUCAAUCUCACGACAUAAAAGUUGUUCAA
This is a messenger RNA of Annulohypoxylon maeteangense, 3573 nucleotides long. RefSeq lists its product as uncharacterized. Lineage: Eukaryota; Fungi; Ascomycota; Sordariomycetes; Xylariales; Hypoxylaceae. The record is from RefSeq and is a predicted model, not a curated record. Bases 300 to 3095 code for a protein of 931 amino acids. The transcript is spliced from 3 exons.